Messenger RNA from Fusarium graminearum PH-1, 1306 nucleotides. RefSeq lists its product as uncharacterized. Lineage: Eukaryota; Fungi; Ascomycota; Sordariomycetes; Hypocreales; Nectriaceae. Gene Ontology annotation, biological process: ribosomal large subunit assembly; cytoplasmic translation; ribosome biogenesis. Bases 86 to 1021 code for a protein of 311 amino acids. Gene Ontology annotation, cellular component: cytosolic large ribosomal subunit. The record is from RefSeq and is a predicted model, not a curated record. The transcript is spliced from 4 exons. Gene Ontology annotation, molecular function: structural constituent of ribosome; large ribosomal subunit rRNA binding.
GUUCCAUCAACAUCUUCAUCAACCCCAAAUUCCAUAACGAUACCCCUUGGCCUUAAACAACCUGCCUUCAGUCCAAUAAGAAGAUAUGGGGGCCAAGUCUAACAAGUCGCUUUACUUCGACAAGCUCAAGGGCUUGCUCGAGAAGUACACCUCCAUCUUCAUCGUCGAGAUCGACAAUGUCAGCUCUCAGCAGAUGCACGAGAUCCGACAUGCUCUCCGAAACAAGGGUGUUGUCCUCAUGGGCAAGAACACCAUGGUUCGCCGAGCCUUGAAGACCUUCGUCGCUGACUCCCCCGAGUACGAGCGUCUCCUUCCCCACGUCAAGGGUAACGUCGGUUUCGUUUUCACCAACGAGGACCUCAAGGAGGUUCGCGAUGUUAUCCUCGCCAACAAGGUCGCUGCUCCCGCUCGUGCCGGUGCUCUCGCCCCUGCCGACGUCUGGGUUCCUGCUGGAAACACCGGAAUGGAGCCCGGAAAGACCUCUUUCUUCCAGGCUCUCGGUGUCCCCACCAAGAUUGCCCGUGGUACCAUUGAAAUCACCACUGAUCUCAAGCUCGUUGAGGCCGGCUCCAAGGUCGGUCCCUCCGAGGCCACCCUCCUCAACAUGCUCAACAUCUCUCCCUUCACCUACGGUAUGGGUAUCUCUCAGGUCUACGACCAGGGCCAGACCUUCCCUCCCAGCGUCCUCGACGUCGGUGAGGAGCAGCUCCUCAAGACUCUGUCUCAGGCCAUUGCCACCAUUGCCACCAUCUCUCUGGCUCUGAACUUCCCUACCCUGCCUUCCGUCCUCCACUCCCUCGUCAACAGCUACAAGAAGGUUCUUGCUGUUGCCGUUGUCACCGAGGUCAGCUGGCCCGAGAUUGAGCAGCUCAAGGACCGCAUCGCCAACCCCGAUGCUUACGCCUCUGCUGCUCCCGCUGCUGCCGCUUCCGGCGGUGAUGCUCCCGCUGCUGAGGAGGCCAAGAAGGACGAGUCUGAGGAGGAGGAGGAUGAUGAGGGCUUCGGCGGUCUCUUCGACUAAAUGUAGCCACAUCUUAACGAUGUACGACUGCCUUCGAGGACUUCGGUUGGGUUUACGACUUAUGGAUCUGAAAAAAGGGGUACAUAGAUCGUCUGCUGGACAAUUGAAUCUGUCGCGACGGUUACAAAUCAAUCUGGACGCCUCUACAUGCCUGUGACAAGACUACUGCGAAACGACUAAUGCGACUCUACUACUCAUCGAGAGCUAUCACCGACCCAACAGUUUCAGUAGCUUUCAAGAUAUUUUAAUUCUAGAUGGUGUAAUUGUCGGCGUUGUCGCUUUCUA